GUUCGGCCGCUGGCUCCCGAGCCGGCAGGGGCCCCGGGCAGAGCGGCUCCGCGCGCGGCGCUCCGGCCGCCCAGCGCGGGGAGGACGCGCGGCAGCGCCAGCCUCGGGGCCGCGCUGGUUAGGUGGGACUCGAGGGCAUUGCCUAGCGCCCAAGCCAUGGUGGCCAAACAGCGGAUCCGGAUGGCCAACGAGAAGCACAGCAAAAACAUCACCCAGAGGGGGAACGUAGCCAAAACCCUGAGGCCGCAAGAAGAGAAAUACCCUGUGGGACCAUGGCUGUUGGCACUGUUUGUUUUUGUUGUCUGUGGCUCAGACGGGAUUAAAUGAAAUGAUACCCAGCCUCACCUCCAAGAAAUCAUGCAGCACAUGGUAGUGACGGUUCUCAUCUGUUCUCGUCCUCAUCAAGCCUGACCACCAUUGCCCUCUGGGGAGGGCGUAACAAAGACGCUUCGGCCUUAUGUUCCCCAGGACACAUUUAACCCCAAUAGCUAGAACCGGGCCGGGGGAGCUAACUCGCUCUUAGCAAGAUAAGCGGGGGUGCCAGGUGGGCUUCCAGGCUCCCCACCCCCUCGGUCAAAAACUCCUGGUGGCUCUGGAUGAGAGGUAGCGGCAUUUCAGAGGAGUUACAGGCAGCCAGCAGAUCUUGCAUCAAGGGCUACCGGCAUCCAGGGGCCCGGUUUGAUGCAUCUGCUCCAAGCACCUGGCCUGCAUUCCCUGCUCGGGGGCCGCUCAUUUUCCAGGCCACUGCCGUUUUGAAAAGGCAGCCUCGCUGACCUGUGAAAUGAGUGCGGUGCCUGUAUGAGAGCCCCGUCCCCUCUCCCCAGCAGCCACAGGACACUUCUGGGGAAGGGGGCCAAAUCCGUGAGCGCCUGAGGGAUCCUGAUGGAAUUAGCAGGAGUUAUCUAUAAAUCCCCGAGGCAUCCAUCAGCAGACAGAGCAAGGCUGCCUUUUUAAAGAAGUUCACUGACCUCGUGUUAACUUAACUCCUUGUUAGGAAAUAUCUAAUCAGCUGGAUGCUAACAUGUCAAGGGCCCAGGGGUCAGCAGAAGCAGGGUUCGCUGUGGGCUUGGGUUUCCAGCUGUGUGCUGCCUGCUAUC
This is a messenger RNA of Prionailurus viverrinus (fishing cat), 1097 nucleotides long. It is a transcript of the gene SERP2, whose product is annotated as stress associated endoplasmic reticulum protein family member 2. The record is from RefSeq and is a predicted model, not a curated record. Gene Ontology annotation, cellular component: endoplasmic reticulum. Gene Ontology annotation, biological process: endoplasmic reticulum unfolded protein response. NCBI's taxonomy places the organism in Eukaryota, Metazoa, Chordata, Mammalia, Carnivora, Felidae. The transcript has 4 exons. The coding region runs from base 157 to 327 and encodes 56 amino acids.